Molecule: messenger RNA, 9097 nt
Organism: Mus caroli (Ryukyu mouse)
Lineage: Eukaryota; Metazoa; Chordata; Mammalia; Rodentia; Muridae
Source: RefSeq, a predicted model, not a curated record
AUGAGGGGGCCUCACUGGAGAGUUCCCUGGCUGUGUCUGAGCUGCCUGUAUUCUUGCCUCCUCUUGCUACCUGAUGCUCUAGCAACUGCAUCAACACAGACACCCACGUCCCUUUCCAGCAGCACCAGAACAUCCCAAAUGAGCUCACAAGCGUCCACCUCAUCAACAUCUCUAGACAGGACAAGUAAAACAGAAGAAACAUCAACAAGGGAUACUCCAAGUUCCAUAACAACAGUUUCUCAGAGCCAUCACACUACAAGCAUGGAGACCAGCAAACCUCAAACCACCACAACCACCGAGGUGACCACACCAACUCCUUCAGCCUCCUCAUGUCACCAAAUUCAGACAGAGACAAGUUCUCAAAGAACAAUCUCUCCUAGCAAGACAACCACCUCACAUGCUCCCAGCAUCAGCAGCUCAGCUCCAAGUAUAACACACAUGUUACCCACAACAUCCUCCACAAAAAGUACCUCAGUAGACUCAGGACACACAUCAGCGAUAACAACUCAAGGUUCUAUACCUGCCACCACACAAGUCUCAUUGACACCUUCAUCCCAGAAUAUGUCAACAGUGUCAACACCCAUCACCUCUACUCUUACUCAGAGCCAACACACUGGAAGCAUGCGGACCAGCAGCAACUCUCAAAUCACCAUAGUCACAUCAACUCUUUCAAUCUCUACAAGUGACUCAACUCCUGCACAGACAAUGUCUCAAGUGACAUCAUCUUCAGAUAAAAGAACCAAGCCAUCUACUUCUGGUGUCAGCAGCACAUCCCCAACUACAACAGAAGAGCUCACCCAAACAUCCUCUACAGACUCUGCUCCAAAAAACACAACUCUGAGGAUGACUCAGAACUCUACAACACAAACCACGAAAGUCUCAACAACAUCUACACCACAAAAACUGUCACCAGUGUCAACACUCAUCAACACAAGCCAAAAAGUGUCAACCCUUCCUCAGAACCAACACACUGAAAGCAUGGAGACCAGCAGCCAACCUCAAACCACCACAACCACAGAGGUGAUCACAUCAACUCCUUCAGCCUCCUCACGUCACCAAAUUCAGACAGAGACAAGUUCUCAAAGAACAAUCUCUCCUGGGGAGACAACAACCUCACAUGCUCCCAGCAUGAGCAGCUCAGCUCCAACAUUCUCACGUGACCCAAUUCAGACAGAGACAAUUUCUCAAAGAUCAAUCUCUCCGGGGGAGACAACCACCUCACAUGCUCCCAUCAUGAGCAGCUCAGCUCCAAGUACAACACACAUGUUAUCCACAACAUCCUCCACUGAAAAUACCUCAGGAGACACAAGAUACACAACAGCAGUAAGGACUCAAGGUUCUACACCUGCCACCACACAGAAAUCAUUGACACCUUCAUCCCAGAACAUUUCAACAGUGUCAGCACCCAUCACCUCAACUCAAAUUUUGUCAACCUUUCCUCAGAGCCAACACACUAGAAGCAAGGAGACCAACAGAAAUCCUCAAACUAUCACCACCCCAGAGGUAACCACAUCAACUCCUUCAGCCACCUCCCGUGACCAAAUUAAGACAGAGGCAAGUUCUCAAAGAACAAUCUCUCCUGGGGAGACAACCACCUCACAUUCUUCCAGCAUAAGCAGUUCAGCUCCAAGUACAGCACACACACACAUGUUAUCCACAACAUCCUCCACUCAAAGUACCUCAGUAGACACAAGAUACACAACAGCAGUAAGGACUCAAGGUUCUAUACCUGCCACGACACAGACCUCACUGACACAUUCAUCCCAGAAUAUGUCAACACUGUCAACACCCAUCACCUCUACUCACAAAUUGUCAACCCUUCCUCAGAGCCAAUACACUGGAAGCAAGGGGACCAGCAGCAAUCCUCAAACUUCCACCACCCCAGAGGUGACCACAUCAACUCCUUCAUCCACCUCCCGUGACCCAAUUCAGACAGAGACAAUUUCUCAAAGAACAAUCUCUCCUGGGGAGACAACCAACUCACAUGCACCCAGCAUAAGCAGUUCAGCUCCUAGUACAACACACAUGUUAUCCACAACAUCCUCCACUAAAAGUACGUCAGUAGACACAGGACAUACAGCAGCAGUAAGGACUCAAGGUUCUACACCUGCAACCACACAGGUCUCUCCUUCAUCCCAGAAUAGGUCAACAGGGUCAGCACCCAUCACCUCAACUCAAAUUUUGUCAACCCUUCCCCAGAGCCAACACACUGGAAGCAAAGAGACCAACAGCAUUCCUCAAACUUCCACCACCACAGAGGUAACAACAUCAACUCCUUCAGCCUUCUCACGUGACCAAAUUCAGACCGAGACAAGUUCCCAAAGAACAAUCUCUCCUGGGGAGACAACCACCUCACAUGAUCCCAGCAUAAGCAGUUCAGCUCCAAGUACAGCACACACACACAUGUUAUCCACAACAUCCUCCACUCAAAGUAACUCAGUAGACACAGGACACACAACAGCAGUAGGGACUCAAGGUACUANACCUGCCACCACACAGGUCUCAUCAUCAUCCCAGAAUAUGUCAACAGUGUCAACACCCAUCACUUCUACUCACGAAUUGUCAACCCUUCCUCAGAGCCAGCACACUGGAAGCAAGGGGACCAGCAGCAAUCCUCAAAUUAACACCACCCCAGAGGUGACCACAUCAACUCCAUCAGCCUCCUCACGUGAGCAAAUUAAGACAGAGACAAGUUCCCAAAGAACAAUCUCUACGGGGGAGACAACCACCUCACAUGCUCCCAUCUUGAGCAGCUCAGCUCCAAGUACAACACGCAUGUUAUCCACAACAUCCUCCACUCAAAGUACCUCAGUAGACACAAGACACACAACAGCAGUAAGGACUCAAGGUUCUACANCUGCAACCAAACAGGUCUCACCAUCAUCCCAGAAUAUGUCAACAGUGUCAACACCCAUCACUUCUACUCAAGAAUUGUCAACCCUUCCUCAGAGCCANCACACUGGAAGCAAGGGGACCAGCAGCAAUCCUCAAACUACCACCACCCCAGAGGUGACCACAUCAACUCUUUCAGCCUCCUCACGUGACCAAAUUCAAACAGAGACAAGUUCCCAAAGAAAAAUCUCUCCUGGGGAGACAACCACCUCACAUGCUUCCAGCUUGAGCAGUUCAGCACCAAGUACAACACACAUGUUAUCCACAACAUCCUCUACUCAAAGUACCUCAGUAUACACAGGACACACAACAGCAGUAAGGACUCAAGGUUCUACACCUGCAACCACACAGAUCUCACCUUCAUCCCAGAUUAUGUCAACAGUGUCAGCACCCAUCACUUCUACUCACAAAUUGUCAACCCUUCCUCAGAGCCAAUACACUGGAAGCAAGGGGACCAACAGCAAUCCUCCAACUACCACCACCCCAGAGGUGACCACAUCAACUCCUUCAGCCACCUCUCCUGACCAAAUUAAGACAGAGACAAGUUCCCAAAGAACAAUCUCUCCGGGGGAGACAACCACCUCACAUGCUCCCAUCAUGAGCAGCUCAGCUCCAAGUACAACACACAUGUUAUCCACAACAUCCUCCACUAAAAGUACCUCAGGAGACACAAGACACACAACAGCAGUAAGGACUCAAGGUUCUACACCUGCCACCACACAGACAUCACUGACACCUUCAUCCCAGAACAUGUCAACAGUGUCAGCACCCAUCACGUCAACUCAAAUUUUGUCAACCUUUCCUCAGAGCCAACACACUAGAAGCAAGGAGACCAACAGAAAUCCUCAAACUACCACCACCCCAGAGGUAACCACAUCAACUCCAUCUGCCACCUCCCAUGACCAAAUUAAGACAGAGGCAAGUUCUCAAAGAACAAUCUCUCCUGGGGAGACAACCACCUCACAUGCUUCCAGUAUAAGCAGUUCAGCUCCAAGUACAACACACACACACAUGUUAUCCACAACAUCCUCCACUCAAAGUACCUCAGUAGACCCAAGACACACAACAGCAGUAAGGACUCAAGGUUCUACACCUGCCACCACACAGACCUCAUUGACACAUUUAUCCCAGAAUAUGUCAACACUGUCAACACCCAUCACCUCUACUCACAAAUUGUCAACCCAUCCUCAGAGCCAGCACACUGGAAGCAAGGGGACCAGCAGCAAUCCUCAAACUACCACCACCACAGAGGUGACCACAUCAACUCCUUCAGCCACCUCUCAUGACCAAAUUAAGACAGAGACAAGUUCCCAAAGAACAGUCUCUCCUGGGGAGACAACCACCUCACAUGCUCCCAGCAUAAGCAGUUCAGCUCCAAGUACAACACACAUGUUAACCACAAAAUCCUCCACUCAAAGUACCUCAGUAUACUCAGGACACACAACAGCAGUAAGGACUCAAGGUUCUACACCUGCAACCACACAGAUCUCACCUUCAUCCCAGAACAUGUCAACAGUGUCAGCACACAUCACUUCUUCUCACAAAUUGUCAACCCUUCCUCAGAGCCAAUACUUUGGAAGCAAGGGGACCAGCAGCAAUCCUCAAACUACCACCACCCCAGAGGUGACCACAUCAACUCCUUCAGCCUCCUCACGUGACCAAAUUNAGACAGAGACAAGUUCCCAAAGAACAAUCACUCCUGGCGAGACAACCACCUCACAUGCUUCCAGCAUGAGCACUUCAGCUCCAAGUACAACACACAUGUUAACCACAAAAUCCUCCACUCAAAGUACCUCAGUAGACACAGGACACACAAGUGCAAUAACUACUCAUGGUUCUACACCUGACACUCUACAGGUCUCACCGACACCUUCAUCCCAGAAUAUGUCAACAGUGUCAAUGCUCAGCACUUCUACACAGGAAUUAACAUCACUUCCUCAGAGACAACACACUGGAAGCAUGGAGACCAGCAGCCAACCUCAGAAUAUCUCCUCUACAGUGGUGACCACAUCAACUCUUUUAUCAUUCUCAAGGGGAUCCACUGAAUCGCAAACGGUGUCUUGGGGAAAGUCCUCCUCAGUGACAAUAACUACCCUACCUACUCCUGUCAGGAAUACCUCACCUGCAUCCACAUCAGGCAUCCUCACCACCACCUCAGGAAACACAGGGCACACAGCUGUAACUGGAAGCCUCGGUGUGUUCACAUCCAGAGUCACAAGCACAAGUCUAGCUGGACAGUCCACAGUAGUGCAUAGCACCCCUGCUCAGCCAUUGUCCGCACAUUCUCAGAGUCACCGGACUGAUGGCACGGGGACACCCAGCACGUCUCAAACUAGCAUCCUCACAGAAGUGACCUCAGAAAAGCAUCUUGCCUCUUCACCUGGACCCACUGUGACAGAGACCUUUUCUCAUGUGUCAUCCUCCUCAGGAUUGACUACGAAGACAGACAAUGACAGAAACACAACAGUCUCAGCCACCUCCUGGACCCUUACUACCCACAGCCCAACCACAGCCUCCAGGUCAACAGUGCCCCUGCCUUCUCUUUUACCAGAUCAGGGCAUUUCCCUCUUCCCCUACGGGUCUGAAGUCGGAGACCAGAAUUUGUUUGCCAGGACUGUGGAUUUUAACUCACCAGUCUUCAAGAUCCUGAUUGGCUUUCCCCUCGGCUCCUCCCUGCGGGAUUCCUUCUACGUUACAGAUAAUGGUCAGAUCAUUUUCCCAGAAUCAGACUACGACGUCUUCUCCUACCCCAACCCACCUCAAAGAGGCUUCACUGGAAGGGAGCGCGUAGCCAUGGUGGCCCCGUUCUGGGCUGAUGCUGAUUUCUCUAGCUCCAGGGGAGCCAUAUUUUACCAGGAAUAUGUCACAUUUUACAAUGAACACCAUCAGCUAAUCCGGGAGGUGGAGACUUUGAUUAACGAUUUCACAAGGGGCUGGGACUUCAGAGCCAAGUGGACACUGAAGGUCACCUGGGUCAAUGUUCCUGCCUAUACUGCCCAAGAGAGCUUUGGGACCAAUACCUACCAAGCCAUCCUCUCCACAGAUGGGAGCAGAUCCUAUGCCCUGUUUCUCUACCAGAACGGUGGCAUGAGGUGGGAUGUGACCCAGGAACCAUACAACCGGGUGCUCAUGGGCUUCUCCAGUGGAGAUGGGUAUUUUGAAAACAGCCCGCUGACAUUCCGGCCAGCAAUGGAGAAGUACCGUCCAGAUCGAUUCCUGAAUUCCAAAUUAGGCAUCCGGGGACUGCAGGUCUACAGGCUGCACAGGGAGGAGCGGCCCAACUACCGGCUCAAGUGCCUGCGGUGGCUGGAGAGUCAGCCUCAGCAGCCCAGCUGGGGCUGGAGCUCAGUUUCCUGCCCUUGCUCCUGGCAGCAGGGACAACGGGACUUUCGGUUCUGGCGCAUCAACACAGGUUGGUGGGACAGGCAGCUGUGCAGCUUCUCCUCUGGGCGAGGGGGCGUGUGCUGCAGCUAUGGUGCCCGGGGAGAGUUUCGAGAAGGCUGGAGAAUGCACAGUCCUUGGCAGUUUGACGAGGAGCAGGAGGCGCAGAACUGGUGCUGCCAAUGGAACGACAAGCCCUCGUUCUGUGUCCGAUACCAGCUUAGGCGGCCCCGUGUCAGCUGCGCUGGGUACAGGCCCCCACGGCCCGCUUGGACAUUUGGUGACCCCCACAUCACUACUUUGGACAACGCCAACUUCACCUUCAACGGGCUGGGGGACUUCCUGCUGGUCCAGGCCCAGGACAGAAAUUCCUCCUUCCUGCUGGAGGGCCGCACUGCCCAGACUGGCACUGCCAAGGCCACUAACUUCAUUGCCUUUGCGGCUCAAUACAACACCAGCAGCUUGAAAUCUCCCAUCACAGUUCAGUGGUUUCUUGAGCCCAGUGACAAAAUCCGAGUUGUAUACAAUAACCAGACUGUGGCCUUUAACACCAGAGACACUGAAGGCUUGCCCAUAUUCAAUACCACCGGUGUUCUGCUGACCCAAAAUGGCUCCCAAGUCUCAGCCAACUUUGAUGGGGCAGUGACUAUCUCUGUGAUUGCUCGCUCCAACAUCCUUCAUGCCUCCUCCAGCCUAUCAGAGGAAUAUUGCAACCACACAGAGGGCCUUCUGGGAGUGUGGAAUGACAAUCCAGAAGAUGACUUCAGGAUGCCCAAUGGCUCCACCAUCCCCUCAAACAGCUCUGAGGAGAUCCUUUUCUACUAUGGAAUGACAUGGCACGUCAACGGAACAGGCCUCCUUGGGAUAAGGGCAGAUCCGCUGCCUACCAAUUUCACCCCCAUCUUUCUGUCUCAACUGUUGAAUCAGAGUGCCUCGGGUGAAGACUUGGCCUCUGGGUGCAAAGGCGACAGAAAGUGCAUGUUUGACAUCCUGGCCACGGGAAACAGAACUAUUGGACAAAGCACCAAUUCCAUCCUUAAUGAGUUCCAACAUAUGAAUGACACCCUCAAUCAGUACCCACCCUCUAUCAACUGCAGCAGCAAGAUUCAAGCCUACAAGGGGCAGACAGUGACCACUGAGAUCACCAGCAGCUCUAAGGAUGUCACACUCAGCCUCUCCAAGAAAUGUAGUGGCUUCAAGCUCUUUGAAAACGGGAGUUUGCAGUGGACACCGACAUCCCCAGAAGCAUGUGCCCUGGAGAUUCUAGCGAGGGAUGUCAGGACUAACUUGUCAUCGGUACUCCAGCCCAAGACCGUGGCUUGCUUCUGCAGUAAGGAGGAGCAGUGUUUGUACAAUGAGACCAGCAAAGAGGGCAAUUCUUCCCUUGAGGUGACCAGCUGCAAGUGUGAUGGGGACACCUUUGGCCGCUUGUGUGAACGCUCCAAGGACCCGUGUGAUGAGCCAUGCUUCCCUAACGUGAACUGCAUUCCUGGGAAGGGCUGUGAGGCCUGCCCUCCAAACACAACUGGAGAUGGACGUCAUUGUGCAGCUCUGGAGGACUCCUGCCCAAACCGUUCCUGUCCCGUGAAUUACUGCUAUAACAAUGGCCAUUGCGACAUCUCUGAGGCUCCAGGCUGCCAGCCCACUUGCACCUGUCCCCCUGCCUUCACUGAUAACCGCUGCUUCCUGGCUGGGAACAGUUUCACUCCCACCAUCUCUAUGGAGCUUCCCUUAAGGACCAUCGUGCUCUCUCUCAGGGAGGAUGAAAACGCCUCCGCCGCUGACGUCAACGCCUCGGUGGCGUACAUACUAGAGAACCUGGACAUGCGGGCUUUUUUCUCCAACAGCUUAGUGGAACUGAUACGAACCUCUCCCGGAGCACAGCCCUCGAGCAAGUCCAUUCAUCACUGGAAGGUCAUCUCCCACUUCAAGUACCGUCCCAGGGGCCCGCUCAUCCACUACCUGAACAACCAGCUGAUAGGCGCUGUGAUGGAGGCCUUCCACCUGCAGGCUCGGCAGAAGAGGAGUGGAGGAGCCAGGAAGGACGUCCACUUCUUCCCCAUCUCAAGGGCAGAUGUCCAGGACAGGAUGGCUCUGAACCUAAGUAAGCUGGACGAGUACUUCGCAUGUGAUGGCUACAAAGACUACCACCUGGUCUACAGCCCACAGGAUGGUGUCACCUGUGUGUCCCCAUGUAGUGAGGGCUACUGUCAAAAUGGAGGCCAAUGCAAGCACCUGCCAGAUGGGCCCCAAUGCAGCUGCGCAUCCUUCACCAUCUACACAUCCUCGGGCGAACACUGUGAGCACCUAAGUGUGAAACUUGGGGCAUUCUACGGGAUGCUCUUCGGAACCCUGGGCGCCCUCUUGCUACUGGGGAUCUUAGCAUUUAUGAUCUUUCACUUCUGCGGCUGCUCCAAGAACAAGUUCUCCUACCCUUUGGACUCAGAAUUGUGAGGCCCUGUCCCUGAUGGGCAGCUGCACCUAGGACCUCGGGACCCAUCCCUCAGUCUGCCUCUGCUCUGGGGGACUGGAAAGGGCCUGCGGCAUGAAGAUGAUUUGAGACUCUCCAAGAGUGAAUAAACCAGACUCUACCUGUUUAGUAGACUGGGGGUACAGAAAAAGGCCAUGGUGGCCAAAUAUACAGAUGGAUGGGUUUCUACACAGAUAUAUCAGGAAGGAGGAUAUUGCUUAUAUAUGAAUGCAGACUGUGUGCGCGCACACACACACACACCCCAGAGUUAAUGGAUGUGACUGGCUUUACAUUUACCAAGAUGUUUUUACAUAUAACACGGGCUUACUUCUCAUUAAAAUCUAUUUAAAUAAA